AGCAGACGAUAAAGCGAUGAAACGUCAAAAUCAAACACUUGAAAUUCUUCUACUAGAGACACGCGUCACUCACGAGACAGAAAGAUGCCUGCACUAGCAAGUGACAAUCAACUUGAAGCCGUGUCCAAAGUGUUGAAUGACACCAAUCGGCCACUCAAGGAACGUUUUCGUGCUUUGUUUACCCUCCGCAAUCUUGGCGGACCUAAGGCUGUUGAAGGCAUCUCAUCCUGCUUCACCGACUCCUCGGCAUUACUGAAACACGAACUUGCCUACUGCUUAGGACAGAUGCAAGAUCCUACGGCUAUCCCCGUGCUCACUUCUGUACUGAAAGAUGUUCAGCAAGAACCCAUGGUUCGUCACGAAGCCGGUGAAGCUCUCGGUGCCAUCGGUAGCGCAGAAUCUCUGCCCGUUUUGCAAGAACAUUGUGAAGACAAGAUAACGGAAGUAGCCGAGACCUGCCAGCUGGCCGUCCAACGCAUCAACUGGCUGCUCGAUGAGAAGAAAAAAUCCGAGAUCGAUAGCGCCUAUCAGCAGAAUCCCUAUUGCAGCGUAGACCCAACGCCAUCGACGUCCGUAAAAGAGACGGGAGAGUUAAAGACCAUCUUAUUGGAUGAAACUUUACCUUUGUUUGAACGGUACCGAGCCAUGUUUGCCCUCAGGAACAAAGGGGACGUUGAAAGCGUUAAAGCCCUGGCUGAAGGUUUGAAAUGCAGUAGCGCCUUAUUCAGACAUGAAAUCGCCUACGUCCUUGGACAGGUACAAAGCCCUGCUUGCAUUCAGGAAUUGAUCGAGCGGCUCGAACUCGCCGAUGAAAAUGAAAUGGUCAGACAUGAAUGCGCCGAGGCUCUCGGGUCUAUUGCCCAAGACGAGUGCCGUGAAAUUCUCCAAAAAUAUGCCGACGAUUCAGCAAGGGUUGUUAAAGAAAGCUGCGAGGUGGCUUUGGAUAUGUGCGAGUAUGAAAAUAGCCCAGAGUUUCAGUAUGCAAACGGUCUAACCAACCUCGACUCAUAAAUCUAUAAAUACUGCCGUGCUUGGAAAUAAAAUUGGUGAAGGACA
This is a messenger RNA of Daphnia pulicaria, 1056 nucleotides long. It is a transcript of the gene nero, whose product is annotated as deoxyhypusine hydroxylase-like. The coding region runs from base 85 to 1011 and encodes 308 amino acids. The transcript is spliced from 4 exons. The record is from RefSeq and is a predicted model, not a curated record. Gene Ontology annotation, molecular function: deoxyhypusine monooxygenase activity. Gene Ontology annotation, biological process: peptidyl-hypusine biosynthetic process. NCBI's taxonomy places the organism in Eukaryota, Metazoa, Arthropoda, Branchiopoda, Diplostraca, Daphniidae.